AUGCUCGCCGCGGAAGGUCUCCGGGUUGCCGCCGGCACAGCCGCCGAGGGGGGGUCCGCCCGCCCAUCAGAAAGAAGCUGUCGCGGGAGUGCACAGGGAGAGAUCCGACCGUGCAACCCGAGGGAGUAUGCGGGCGCUCACUGCCGGUGGCGACAUGCAAGGAAGGCAGUUGCUCUUCUCGGCCGCGUCUACUCCCAGCCGCAAAGGCCCCAUCAUCCCCAUCAGACGCAGGCUAUCCAUCCCCAGUGUCGGCUCUGCGCCCAUGACCCCAUCCGGCUCGAGCAGACCACUAGCACGGAGACUGGGGGGAGAUCGCAGCACGCGGGCGCCGCCACCCACUAUCAAAGCCCCGUGCAUAUGACGGGAGCGCGCGGGGGCCCACUUACAGUAGGCUCGCGCUGGAUCUGGCACGCCUGGGACGAUGCUCGGUCCACUGAUCAAUCUGGAUGGGUCCGAUCUGAUCAUCACGCGUCCCAGGCCGCGAGCCCGUGCCAGACGAGCGAUUCAUUCUUCAUUUUGCGUUGCGCGGACUGCGUCGGAGCUGAGAACUGGGGGGCUCAGAGCGUAAGGGCCCUACUCAGCGGGCGCGCAUUGCACAUCCGAGUCCGCGAGCGUCGAGAUCACACCGUGUGCGACCUCGCGCGAACAGGCGCCGUCCCCGCUCGGGCUCCUGUGUAG
This is a messenger RNA of Heterobasidion irregulare TC 32-1, 678 nucleotides long. RefSeq lists its product as uncharacterized. The transcript is spliced from 2 exons. NCBI's taxonomy places the organism in Eukaryota, Fungi, Basidiomycota, Agaricomycetes, Russulales, Bondarzewiaceae. The record is from RefSeq and is a predicted model, not a curated record. Bases 1 to 678 code for a protein of 225 amino acids.